GUUUCUUAGGAGCAACAGCAGGGCUCCGUUGCUGAUGCUGUCAACUUAACAUCUCAUCUGUGAAUCUCUGCAUCUUGUCACAUCAAUGGAUACCUAUUGAUUCAUUCGCCCUGAAAUAUUCUCAACAGACUUGCUCUUUGCGUAGUGAAUUAGAGAUAGAGAUGUCACUCUGUAAAGAAGUCGGACAGGUGGAAAGUUGAAGGCAAUCCAUAAGUAAAGGUGGUCGAAAGAUCAAGGUGAUCUCAUCUUCAUUGACACACAUUGUUGUCUGCCACUUCUGGGCUGGUCCUCUGGUCCUCUGCUCCACACCCCAUCAGAAUGUGUGACUCACUGGAAGCAACAUCCCCAGUGGCAGGCAUAGGAGGACCGGUUGCAUGCGUGUCUAAGGUGGAGCUGCGUAUGUCCUGCAAGUCCCUGUUGGACAGAGACACGCUCAACAAGUCAGACCCAUGUGUCAUCCUCAUGGUACAGAACCAGGGCCAGUGGACGGAACUGGAUCGUACUGAGGUGAUCAAGAGUAAUCUGAAUCCAGUUUUUGCUAAAGUCUUAAUGCUGGAUUAUUACUUUGAGGAAGUUCAGAAACUACGCUUCGAGGUCUACGACAUCCAUGGAGCCCACAGUAUUGGAACCCGUGAUGAUGACUUCCUGGGUGGUGUGGAGUGCACGCUCGGACAGAUAGUGGCCCAAAAGAAGAUGGCGAAACCUCUUCUGCUAAAAUAUGGAAAAUAUGCUGGAAAGUCCACGAUCACAAUUCAUGCCGAAGAAAUAUCUGGAAACAACGGCUACGUAGAACUUUCCUUUUGCGCUAAGAAGCUGGAUGAUAAGGAUCUCUUCAGCAAGUCGGAUCCAUUCCUGGAGAUUUACAGAAUCAAUGAUGAUGGAACAGAGCAGCUUGUACACAGAACUGAAGUGAUUAAAAACAACCUGAACCCUGUGUGGGAGCCGUUCAAAGUGUCUCUCAUUUCUCUGUGUAGCUGUGACGAUGAGAGGAAGUUAAAGUGUUUAGUGUGGGAUUAUGACUCCAGAGGAAAGCACGACUUCAUUGGUGAAUUUUACACCAAUUUCAAAGAAAUGCAAAAGAUUUCCUCCGAAAAUAAGGUCACGUGGGACUGCAUCAAUCCGAAGUACAAGCUGAAGAAAAAGAACUACAAGAACUCGGGGCUGGUUAUUCUCAGCGAUCUCAAGCUUCACAGAGUCUAUUCCUUCCUGGACUACAUCAUGGGAGGCUGCCAAAUACACUUCACAGUUGCCAUCGACUUCACAGCGUCUAAUGGAGACCCUCGCAAUAGCUGUUCCCUACACUACAUCAACCCCUAUCAGCCAAAUGAAUAUCUGAAAGCUUUGAUAGCCGUGGGGGAGAUCUGCCAGGACUAUGACAGUGACAAACGCUUCUCUGCUUUGGGCUUUGGGGCAAGAAUUCCACCAAAUUAUGAGGUGUCACAUGAUUUUGCCAUCAAUUUUAACCCAGAGGAUGAUGAAUGUGAAGAGAUCCAGGGGGUCGUGGAAGCUUAUCAAAACUGCCUCCCCAAGAUCCAGCUGUAUGGUCCGACUAACGUUGCUCCCAUCAUCACCAGAAUAGCCAAACAGGCGGCUGGGAAAGAACCCAUCAAAGACGCUUCUCGUUAUCACAUCCUGCUGAUCCUCACAGAUGGGGUGGUAACAGAUAUGGCCGACACACGGGAGGCCAUUGUACGCGCGUCCUACCAACCCAUGUCUAUCAUCAUAGUGGGCGUGGGAAAUGCAGACUUUACAGACAUGCAGAUUCUUGAUGGGGAUGAUGGAGUCCUACGUUCACCUAAAGGAGAACCUGUCUUGAGAGACAUUGUGCAGUUUGUGCCAUUCAGAGACUUUAAAACGGCUUCACCGGCAGCUCUGGCGAAGUGCGUCCUAGCAGAGGUACCUAAACAGGUAGUGGAGUACUUCAGUCACAAGGCAAUACCGCCUAUCAACCCAGUUCUGCAUUCCGCUCCCAACUCCAUCGCCAACACACCCGAAUAACACUUCAACUGCCCUGCCCUGUGUACUUUUACAGUACUGCAAACGGGAAACUGGGAUAGGGCUACUCAACCACCACAGUACAGUUCACAGUAGUAUUACAUUUUCAUCAUACUGGUGUUCAUACAGACUGGUAUUUUUUUUAAAUCUCUGAGCCCUUGACAACGACAGCUCACCCAGCAUGCAAACCUGGUGGCCUUGUACAUCUCCUCGUGUGAGGCACUUUGAAGAGCCAGACAAUACAUGAAAUUCUCAUCAGCACCACGGGCCCUCUGAUCCCGCUGGCUCUUUACAGAUGCACAGUGUUCUUCAGAGCACUUUGGGAUUUUGCUCUGCGAUUGUACUGUUUUCAUUUCUGGACCCCUGGAGGACUGGAACUGAAAAGUUCAAAAAUAUACAAUGUAUGAAAAUUCUGUUAUAAUAGCAUGUAUUAAGACUGGGUUUGGCUUUAGCUGUGCUGGUCGGAUAUGCAUGUCACGGCUAAAAUCACCGUCUUAAUAUAUAGAUAUGUGGUGGGGAAUCAUAUAAAUAUGCGAUAUGAAUAUUCAAGCUUCAUGUAGGAUCUCCCCAACGUUCUUCUCUAACCUCACAUCAAUCGAAUGCUUAAACAGAGUCUGAUUGGGUAGCUUUAUUUUUGGGGGAACGCACUUCACCUUUAAAUGUGUUAUGCAAAACAUACAGUAGACAAAGCUGCCGUUUGUAUUAUAUUAGAAUCAGAUAUUUGCAUUUACAUCUGUUUAGUAACACAUGACAUUAAAGUGCAAAUGGCAUGAAGAAAUUCAUUAUUAAUACAUUGUGAUAUACAGUAUGUGAUACAUGAUACAUAUUGUGUCAGACAAUACAGUGACUGAGAACAAUAUAGCCGUGUCAUAUACUGUACAGUACAUGUGAUUAUUUCAUUCUGUGUGCAUGAUCACAAACACUGAAUACAAAUUUGAACAAAAAAUGGAUGCCUAUAUUUACACAUUACACCUCCAAUAUAUUGGAUAAACAGCGAUAACAAGACAAAACAAAAAUAUAACUUUCCAAUAACCAUGUGCACAUUUUUCUUGUUCAAUUUGGUGGAAUAACCAAAAAUAACUCAUAAAUUGAAAGUUGCAUUGCAGAAACAAACUCUAGGAUAUCAAGCAUUACUUAUCUAUUGUACUUUUUUCAAGUAGUCGCUUGAAACAUAAAAACUGUGACAGUGGAAAGUAUACUCUAAAAUAUGUUGGGUUAUUUGAAACCAUUGUUGGGUUAAAAAAUGGACAAACCGGACAGUUGUGUUAAAUUAACCCCUAAAAUGGUUAUAUUUGACCCAACAAUGGGUUAAAACCAUCAAGCAUUUUGGGUUGAAACAACCCAGCAUAGGUUAAUUUAUAACCCAACAGUUCGGAUUUCCAUUUUUUACCAAAUGCUGGGUGGAAACAACAGUGUUGCAGUGUUACGAAAAGCAUGCUGGGAACUGAAAAUCCCCCUCAAUCUGUCGUGUUGGAAUAACUUGUUUAUAUUAAGUAAACUCAACAAUAGGUCCAAUAUUAUAGGGUUUUGCGUUAUAGUCAACAAUGUUAAGUUGACCAGUCAAACACUUCUUAAGUAAAGCCGACAGUACCACAUUUUUGUAUAAAUAAUAUAGUUAUAUUUACAUUAAUGUAGUUACUUGCAUUCUUUAUGUACUGUGAACAAGGAUGGGACAGCGACAGUUCAUUUUUUUUUGUGUACUUUCGAGCGUACAAUUAUCUUGACUUUCACAUCAUUGCACAGCUUUAAAGUGAAAAGAGUCACAUGCAUGGUAGCGUGUCCAUUGAUGUGCUUAGUAUAUAUAUCCAAGCGCAUGAAUGGCCCUGAACUCUUGCUCAACCUCUCCACCAACAGUAUUUUGCAGUGUAUACAUGCCUGUAUUGCAUGAAUGCUUAUCAUUUAAUUAUGUAAAUGAGGAUUGCCAGGUUUUGAUUCUAACAUGCUGUUGGUUUCUCUCUUAAAACUGUAAAUCUAAUUUACAGAAUUUUAUCUGUAAUCUAAUUUCUAAUUUUUUUUGCAAAGCGCAGUGCUCCUGUAUAUUGCAUUUUUGUUUAUUUAUUGCUUUCCUGCUUGCAUAUUUUUUAUUCGAUUCCAAAUUCACUACAUUGCAUGUUUGGUGUAUCCUGAGGUGAGUGCUGAAAUUGUUCUCUCUUGUCAUGCACACAAGCAGAAGAGCGUGUUUGGAGAUCGUGGGUCAUCAACGCCAUUGUAUUUCACAGACUAAGGUCAUUGCCAAUUUUUAUGGUUGAACAGAAUCUUUUGAUAUUCAGACACCCGAGUCAUUAGGGUACAUCAAAUCUGCUUAAAGACUUUGUGGAAGAUGUCUGCUGCAGGCUGAGACAUUAUAUCAAAGAAAAGCUAUACAGAUUAAUUUCUCCAGAAAAAUUAUUGCCUAAGGCACUGUACUGUAAGACGCAGGAGUAAUCCUUUCAGCAUUUAUCCUUGUUUUGUCUCACUUAUGUUUAAGCAUUGUGUUUUGAUUUGAAUCCCUUUGGGAAGCUGUGAUUUACUGCAUGCACUCCUCUGUGUUAAAAUACCUGUCUGAUUUUCUUCAAUGUUUUGUUGGAAGCGAGUCUGCCGUUGCACCAGCCCGUUUCCUGUAGUCUAGACUCGUAAU
This is a messenger RNA of Triplophysa dalaica, 4612 nucleotides long. RefSeq names its product copine VII (gene cpne7). Bases 319 to 1998 code for a protein of 559 amino acids. Gene Ontology annotation, cellular component: plasma membrane. Gene Ontology annotation, molecular function: calcium-dependent phospholipid binding. The transcript has 16 exons. Gene Ontology annotation, biological process: cellular response to calcium ion. Lineage: Eukaryota; Metazoa; Chordata; Actinopteri; Cypriniformes; Nemacheilidae. The record is from RefSeq and is a predicted model, not a curated record.